AUGGCGGGAAAAGGAUGGAGGUCAAAGAAAAUUCUGACUCUUUUACCUCCUUUAGAGUCAGAUGAUUCAGAUUUGGAGUCUGACGAUGACGCAGAAAGGAUAAUAGGAGCGCGUGAGUUUUUCUCUCAUAACUAUAGUGGAUCCUCACCAGUGUCUUCACCGCCAAGAUCAGUUUCUGCUGGUCUUUAUGAUCUACUGCAAGAUUUGAGCGACUCUGAUGACCUUGAUCCAGAACCACUUGCACCAGGAGUAAGGACGCGACAGCCACUAACGUCAGAAUCGUCGCCAAUCGUUGCUACUACCCGCCGUUCUCAUCUACCACCCUGCUACGUGCCGGAAUCGUUAUACUCGACUCCUAUUGGAACGGCACUGGCACCAGGAGUAACGACGCGUAGUAACAGACAAACAGCAAAUGUUGAAUCGUCACCAGUGCCAAUUCGUCCACCUGUUUCUAGAAAGCGUAAAAUGAGUCAACUAGAGUUUUCAUUCAAGAAAACGAAAUAUACUGGUGCCGUCGAUGUGGAUUCAGGCACUAGCUUUCUUGAGCAGCAUGAAGUGAUACGUCCGGUGGCAUAUUUAAAAAAAUUGUUUACCGACGAUUUAUUAACUUUCAUUGUGGAAAUGACUAACCCGUAUUCCGUACAGAAUACCGGUAAAUCUAUAUGCGUGUCAAAAAACUACUGGAGCAAUGAACUUAGAUUUAAGCCCAUUGCAACUGCUAUGUCCCUAAAACGAUACAAAUGUAUCAAGCGCUAUCUUCAUUUUUGCGAUAACACAAAUGUCAACCACAGUGAUAGCUACCACAAAGUGUCUCCUGUGAUAGAGCAUGUACGUAAGCAAUGUCUCAAAAUAGAGGAGGAAAGAGCAUUUGCUAUAGAUGAGAUGAUCAUACCCCAUAAAGGUAAAAAAGCAGGUCACAGGAAACAGUAUAAUCCCAAAAAACCACACAAAUGGGGAUUUAAAUUUCUGGUUCGAGCUGGGUCCUCGGGGAUGGUCUACGAUUUUUUCCCUUACGAUGGUUCAAACACAUUUCAGGAUACACUGUUCACAGAAUGGGAAGAAAAUUACCUUGGUGUUGGAGGUAAGACAGUCAUUAGAUUGUGCAAGACAAUAUCUAAUCCCACUCUGUGUACAGUAUACUUUGACAAUUGGUUUACGUCACUGGAAUUACUUUACCGAUUGCGUAACUGUUGUUUAAGUAGUGACAAGGUAAUGAAGAAGAAGGGACGAGGAACUUACGAAGUAAUGUGUGACAAUGACAAGAAAAUAGCAGUAACUAAAUGGGUAGACAAUCAAUGCAUUCAUAUUGCCAGCUCAUUCUGUGCAGAAGAUCCGGUUACUACAAUAGAAAGAUACGAUAAAAGAGAGAAGAAAAGAAUUUCUGUGCCUUGUCCAAAAGUCAUCAAAGUCUACAAUGCUCAUAUGGGUGGAGUGGAUAUUGCGGACAUGUUGACUGCAUUAUACCGCAUUCACAUGAAGACUAGGCGUUGGUAUAUCUCAAUAUUUGCCCAGGUAUUAGAUAUUGCCCUAAAUAAUAGCUGGUUGUUGCACCAUCGUGAUUGUUCGCAACUUACAGAGAAAUCACUGCCACUAAAAAAGUUCCGCAUGCAGGUUGCCCUUGCUCUAAUCCAGGGCAAUAAUACAGCAUCUCAGAGAGUUACAUUAGAUGAUGCACCAGCUGAUCUGAUUGCUAAGCCAUUCGUACCGCGACCCAUAGAAGAAAUUCGUUACGAUCGCUUUGAUCAUUUUAUUGAAUUCACUGCACAGGGUCGAUGCCGUUUGUGCAGGCACGGCAAGACCACUGUUGUAUGCUCUAAAUGCAACCAAAGACUCUGCUGUACAUCAAAGAAAAAUUGUUUUCGUAAGGUACGUUGGGGUAAGAUCGGUGAUGGGGCAAGACCGUAG
Molecule: messenger RNA, 1905 nt
Organism: Parnassius mnemosyne (clouded apollo)
Lineage: Eukaryota; Metazoa; Arthropoda; Insecta; Lepidoptera; Papilionidae
Source: the annotation of a GenBank genome assembly